Hyalella azteca is the source of this 827-nucleotide messenger RNA. Its product is annotated as H/ACA ribonucleoprotein complex subunit 1-like. Gene Ontology annotation, molecular function: box H/ACA snoRNA binding. Gene Ontology annotation, cellular component: box H/ACA snoRNP complex. The transcript is spliced from 6 exons. Lineage: Eukaryota; Metazoa; Arthropoda; Malacostraca; Amphipoda; Hyalellidae. The record is from RefSeq and is a predicted model, not a curated record. Gene Ontology annotation, biological process: ribosome biogenesis; snoRNA guided rRNA pseudouridine synthesis. Bases 131 to 772 code for a protein of 213 amino acids.
UGACAAGGCUGGCGUACAUCUCUGUGAUUAGGUAUGUUGUUUACAACGUUUGGCCGGUGUGGUUGAGACUUGAGCCCAACGUUGAGAUCUAAGACUAAAAUCAAUAUUUGUUGUCUUGUUAAGCAUUAGAAUGGCACCAUUUCAAGGAGGGAGAGGUUUUGGUGGACGAGGUGGAGGGCGAGGUGGAAGAGGAGGUUUUGGAGGUGGCCGAGGUGGUUUCAAUGCAGGUCCUCCUGAGCGAGUAAUAGAGUAUGCAGAAUUCAUGCAUUCCUGUGAGGGAGAUUUGGUGUGUCGUGUUGUACACAAGGAUCCGCCACACUUCAAUGCUCCACUUUAUUUUGAAGAUAAAGAAGAGGUAGGAAAAAUUGAUGAAAUUUUUGGAACUCCUGAUGAAAUAUUCAUCUCUGUAAGACUUCCUGAGGCGAAGGCUGCUUCAUCUUUUAACAACAGCAGAAAAUUGUUUAUAGACCCCUACAAACUGCUCCCAAUCUCACGGUUCACAUCUGGUGCUGAAUCUUCCGGUGGUCGUGGAGGUAGCAGAGGACGCGGUGGUGCAAGAGGGGGGCGCGGUGGUGGAUUUGGUGGAGGACGCGGCGGUGGAUUUGGUGGACGCGGGGGUGGUCGUGGAGGUGGAUUUGGUGGUCGUGGUGGUGGUGGAGGGUUUGGUGGUCGUGGUGGUGGUGGAGGGUUUGGUGGUCGUGGUGGUGGUGGAGGCUUCGGUGGCCGAGGAAGUUUCGGAAGAGGUGGCGGGAGAGGGUUUGCCAGAAACUGAGAAUGUUGAUAGCAGUUUAAGUUUGAAAAAAAAUAAUAAAAACUUCAAUAUAUUG